Hevea brasiliensis (rubber tree) is the source of this 2133-nucleotide messenger RNA. RefSeq lists its product as uncharacterized. Lineage: Eukaryota; Viridiplantae; Streptophyta; Magnoliopsida; Malpighiales; Euphorbiaceae. Gene Ontology annotation, molecular function: metal ion transmembrane transporter activity. Gene Ontology annotation, biological process: metal ion transport; transmembrane transport. The transcript is spliced from 5 exons. The coding region runs from base 355 to 1719 and encodes 454 amino acids. The record is from RefSeq and is a predicted model, not a curated record. Gene Ontology annotation, cellular component: membrane.
CCUUUGGCAGAUUAUUUUUUGUGGGGGAAAUGUUUUCUUGGAGGUUUCUCAGAAAUUGACCAACACGUUGUAUCUUCGUUUCCUCCGGACAAUUUCUGUUUUUUAAAAUAUUCUGAACAAACCUUGCCAAUUUUUUAUUUUCUUUCAAGAGUUCAAUCCUGUCUGGUCGUUAACCCGCCAGUCUUUAUUAUCAACGCAUGCCAUUAGAGGAAUUCUGGGCGUUGUCUUGCCAAUUUUUAACCUUUUCAACGAGGUAAACCAUCUGUUUUAUUUGGUUGUAUUAUACUCCUCCUUCUGAGUUGGUUGGCGAAUGUGUUUUUUUUAGGAUUGCAUGUUGAUUGGGCUGUAAAAGUAAUGGAUCUAGCUAGGGAAUCUUCAAUGGGAGGUGGGGAUGCUGAGGAGAUGGACAGAGAACCCUCUGGGGACAUUCCUCUUAUGCGUAACCCCUUUCGACGAUCCCGCUUUCCAGGCAUGGUGAGACAAAGAGCCUAUAUAUUUGAUGGUUUCGGAAAAUUUUACAACAAAGAAUGGGAUCUUGCUGAAGGCAGGGGGAAUGAAUUCUGUUGGUACCAUGUAGAACUUCCAAAAAGUAAUCAGAAACUUUCACUAUCUGCACAAUGCCUAAUUGAUGUUCUUUGCCCUCCUUUGAAACUCCAAGACAUCUUGUCACUAGUUAGCAAUGGACCCUCUUGUAAUUAUGUUGAUGGGGCACUUGUGUUUAGAGUUAAUUCUGCUGGUCCUCCUUCUAGCGAUUUUACAUUUAGAUUAGCUGCUAGAGUUACUGAGAAUUCAGUAAUUACUGUGUCAUUAGGCCGUGUUCCAAGAUUGGGUUUCUCACCAAUGGGUCAAUCUCUACUCUCGGAGAUUCCUAGCGUGGAGACUCCCCCUCACCACGAAGGGGAGCAAAAGAAGGGGGGUGGAAUUGUGAUUAAGGAGCAUGUUCUUGAGUUCUUACUAACAAUGAACCACUCUGAGGAGGCUGAUAAUCCUGUUCCAAGAGCUGUCUCAAACCUUGUUGUUCACAUUAUUGACACACAUGUAGAUCAACUUCAGGAUGUUGUGACUAAACUUGAGAUAGAGCUAGAUGCUGUGGAGAUCGAACUUGACAAAGGUAGUUUUGCUUUGAAGAAACAAAUGCUAGAUGAUAGAAGAUUCCCCAAAAUGCAUCUUAAUCUGCAGCGUCUGCUGCAGGUGAUUGCACAAGGGGAGCAAGUAUUUCCUCGAGUAAAAGAAAAAUGCUCUUCAAAGAGAUGGUUUGCCAAUAAAGACAUUAACUCCCUAGAUGAGUUAAUGGGACGGCUGAGGAGGCUAAAAGAGAAUGUGGGGUUUAUUGCAAAUCGUGUCACAGCAAUUCAGGCAGGUCUGGAUAGCUGGCAGUCGGAGCAAAUAAAUAAGAAACUGUAUUAUCUUUCAUUCCUUUCAAUUGUAUUCCUUCCAUUGUCUAUAAUUACUGGAGUGUUUGGCAUGAAUGUUGGGGGAGUUCCAUGGACAGGACAAAAGGACCCAGAAUUGCAAGAUGGUUUCCGUAAUGUCAUGUUGCUCUGUCUGGUAAUGCUAAUUCUCGUGCUUAUGUGUUUCCUUUUCCCUUUACUUUACGGUCGAUUAGCUUCUUGGAGGAGGAGGUGGGCUACAAAAAGAAGCUGGUCCUUCAACAGGAAGUCAUUUCUCUACAAAACCCAUGGAGGCGGUGAAGAAAGAAGCGGUUACCUUCGCAUUUGAGUAAGUAAAUCAACAAUAGUUUGAAAAAAAGAACACUGCACGAAUCAGUUCAGUUUGAUUUGCCCGAUUUAUCUCUAGUUACAGAAUUAACUUCUGUCCUUAAGUUACUAUAGAAACUUCUCAUGUGAGUCUUGAACCAAUUUGAUCUGACUGGUUCUUGAAUGAAUUAUGCCUUCUGACAUAUAUACAAUUACCAAUAAAAUUAUUGAUCCCCUGCCUAGAAAUUCCAAUUCUUUACCCAAACGUUCAGUAUGUAUAAGAGGUUGAGAUUAUUGGUGAGCCUGUUUUUAAAUGGCUUCUGUUUGUAUUGUAACUGGGUUGUAAUUUACAGAUUUUUUUGGAACCAUUGAACACAAUGUACAUGUUGUAACAUCUAUCUUUCUGAAUAUAUAAAUGUACAUUCUUUUCUUUUUU